Molecule: messenger RNA, 801 nt
Organism: Paramecium pentaurelia
Lineage: Eukaryota; Ciliophora; Oligohymenophorea; Peniculida; Parameciidae
Source: the annotation of a GenBank genome assembly
AUGAGAAAUGUAAUUAAUUAUAUAAAGAAUUUAGAAUAGAGUAUAGAGAUUACUAAAAAAAAUAUAAUUAAAUUUUUCUAAAAUUAAAAUUCUAAAGAAAAGAAUACAAUGUAAUUAUUGGCUACACAAUUAGAUAAAAAUAAAAAUUGUUUUAAUCAUAUUAGACCAAUUUUAGAAGAUUUAUUAAAUGUUUUUAAUUAUUUUGGAGUUAUUAAUGAACAACUCUAAUCAAACAAUUAAAUACUUGAAAGUCAAUUGCAAAAUUUAAAUAAUAGAAAUAAUGAUUUCGAAAAAAAAAUUGAAAGUUUAAUCAAUGAAUUGAAUCAAAAAAAAGAAGAAGAAAAAAAACUUAUUAUAGAAUAAGUUAUUUAUUCAUAAGAAAAUAGAAUAGAAACACAAUCUUUAAAUAAAUUAAAUUAAUAUUCUAAACUCUAAAAUCGAUUUUUUGAUUAAAUCAAGGACAAUAUAGGUAAUAUGCUUAUUUUGAAUUUAAAUUUUUUUGUUUUAUGGAUAUUUCACGUUAAUUCAAAAUAGCAAGAUACAUAAUCAUUAGAAAGUACAAAGAGUUUUAUUAUUGGUUUAUAAGACUAAAAUAAUACGAUUGAAUUAGACAGUAUGCAAUAAUAGUUGAAAAAGAAUGUAGAAUUUAUUGAGUAGAUUUAUUCUCAAUCUACUAGCUAUUCCAUUUUUAAUAAGUAUCAUUUUUAAAAUUUAUAAUCCGCAUUGAAAAUUUUGUAAACAAUCUAAAAUUAUAAGUAAGAAAUUGAGAAUCAUAAGCAAGCUAUUUAAAAUACCAAUUGA